AUGAACGCCUCCGGCGAACUAGCUACUGCUAGGUUUAAAGCCCGCUGGGUUACGUAUGCUUGCUACUCCUACUCCCUCGGACCCAGCGCAAAACUGAACUUCAAAACCGGCGAAAGCUUCCACCUUGCAAAGAGCUGCCCAUUCUCCAAGACCUCCCUCAGCCACCUCCCUGCCCUCCCCUCCUCAAUCCUCCCUGUCCCUACCAUCCUCCUCCCCAGUUCCUCCAGAAAAACAUCCCUCUCCCGCCCCUCCUCAACCGUAGUCCGCAUCAUCCUAAGUAACAUAUGUGACUGCACGGUAAAGUCCAACUCACCCACCUCCGCCUUCACCUCCACCGUCUCCUCCACUGCAACAACAGCCAAAAACUCCACCUCCUCCUUACUCCCACCCUCUCCCUCCCACCCCCUACACCAUGCCUCCGACCCCACACCACCAUCCGGCCACCCACACCACAUCACCUCACUCGUCCACACGCCAUCCACAUCCGGCUUAGCAACCUCCCUCCUCGCCGCACUCGCCUCCCACAGCUGCGCCGAGUACUUUGCUUCUCACGCGUACACAUCAUACGCUCCCUGCGCGACCAGUAUCCCGAAGAUGUUCGGCUCCCACGCUUCCCGGGAAACCGCCUUGGCUGAGCCAGAUCGGCCAGGGGAACCGAGCCCCAUGUACUCAAGCCAGAAGCGCUUGCGUCUCCGAGUAGGGCGGCACGCUGGUGUGGGCCGUGCGCAGGCGCGCGAUGGUCGUCUCGAGCGUGCUGAGGGCUAA
This is a messenger RNA of Aspergillus tanneri, 765 nucleotides long. RefSeq lists its product as uncharacterized. Lineage: Eukaryota; Fungi; Ascomycota; Eurotiomycetes; Eurotiales; Aspergillaceae. The coding region runs from base 1 to 765 and encodes 254 amino acids. The record is from RefSeq and is a predicted model, not a curated record. The transcript is spliced from 2 exons.